Molecule: messenger RNA, 1281 nt
Organism: Aureococcus anophagefferens
Lineage: Eukaryota; Pelagophyceae; Pelagomonadales; Pelagomonadaceae
Exons: 2
Coding region: 1-1281 (426 amino acids)
Biological process (GO): lipid metabolic process
Cellular component (GO): membrane
Molecular function (GO): oxidoreductase activity, acting on paired donors, with oxidation of a pair of donors resulting in the reduction of molecular oxygen to two molecules of water
Source: RefSeq, a predicted model, not a curated record
AUGGGCAAGGGCGCGCAGCAGCUCACGUCGCCGGCCGUCAAGGAUGCGGCGGCGAAAGACGUGCUCAUCCACGGCCAGCUGUACGACGUGACCAAUUUCAAGCAUCCGGGCGGGUCCAUCGUCAAGUUCCUCACGAACAACGGCGACGCCACCGAGGCCUUCGUCGAGUUCCACGGCCGGUCCAAGAAGGCGCAGGCGAUGCUCAAGGCCAUGCCGAAGGUCGCCGCGGACGCCGAGACGAUGAAGGCGCGCGGCUACAACGGCAAGGAGGCGCGCUCCAGCGCCCUCUCCGUCGGCUACGCCAAGCUCCGCGCCGAGUUCGAGGCCGAGGGCCGCUUCGACGCGAACGCGUCGGAGAUCGCGUACCGCAUCGGCGAGGUCGUGCUCAUGCACCUCGUCGGCGCCUACCUCAUCAUGGCCACGGACCACUUCUUCAAGGGCCUGCUCUGCCUCGGCAUCGUCUCGGGCCGGUGCGGGUGGCUCAUGCACGAGGGCGGCCACUACUCGCUCACGGGCGUCAUCAAGACGGACCGCUUCCUCCAGGAGGCGAUCUACGGCGUGGGCUGCGGCAUGUCGGCGGCCUGGUGGCGCAACCAGCACAACAAGCACCACGCGACGCCCCAGAAGCUGCAGCACGACGUCGACCUCGACACGCUGCCGCUCGUCGCGUUCCACGCGCAGGUCGCCGCCAAGGCCAAGGGCGCGCUCAUGAAGCAGUGGCUGAAGCUCCAGUGCUACCUCUUCAUCCCCCUGUCGUGCCUCCUCGUGGCGUCGGGCUGGCAGCUCUACCUGCACCCGCGCCACGCGCACCGCACGAAGCGCGGCAAGGAGCUCGCCUUCAUGGGCCUGCGCUACGUGCUCCUCUUCGGCGUCGUCUUCAAGGACCUGACCUGGCUCCAGGCCCUGGGCUACUACAACCUCUACAACCAGAUCGCCGCGUCCUACAUCUUCACGAACUUUUCCCUGAGCCACACGCACCUGCCCGUGUCGCAGCCCGACGACUACCUCCACUGGGUCGAGUACGCGGCGCUCCACACGACGAACAUCUCGCCGGGCCUCGUCUGCAACUGGUGGAUGGCGAACCUCAACUUCCAGAUCGAGCACCACCUCUUCCCCUCGAUGCCCCAGUUCCAGCACCAGCACAUCUCGCCGCGCGUCAAGGCCUUCUUCGAGGCCCACGGCCUCCACUACGACGUCCGCCCCUACUUCUCCUGCCUCAAGCAGACCCUCGAGAACCUCCACGACGUCGGCCACUCGACGGACGCGGUGAAGAAGGACUAG